AUGCGCGGAUUGGCAUCAUAUCGGCGGUUCUUAACUUGGUCGAAUUUUCGCGUAUUUUCGUCAUCGUCCGCCGAGCACAUCGACGAGGAUUUAUUGGAGAGCAUCAAGCAGAGAAUCGAGCGCAAUCGGCGAAUUUUGAAGAAACACUCGGCUUCGCAUUUCAAAGCGCGCGAGAUCAGCGCAUCGAUCGGCAACCUUCGACAAUCGAUGGCGUCGGUUCAGAAGAAGCAGAAAGCGGCGAUGGAGCCGGCGGCGAACUCGAUCGUCAACAUUCCGAAUCAAGUGUCGAUUGAGAUUCUCGGCAACGCCACCGGCCUUUUAAGGGCGUGCGUUGUGAUCCGAACGCCGCUCAAAACCUACAUGUUCAAUUGUCCGGAGAACGCGUGCCGAUUCAUGUGGCAGCUCAGAUUGCGGGCUUCGAACAUUGUCGACAUCUUCGUUACCGCUGCAACAUGGGACAACAUUGCUGGAAUCUCGUCGAUUCUGCUCGCGAAAGAAUCGAGCGCGAUGACGACGCGACUGCACGGCGCGAUGAACGUCAAACAUUUUCUCGAGUGCAUUCGACCGUUUCAAGACUCGGACUACGGUAGUUGCAAAUAUCCAUCGCAGGUUGAAGAACGACCGUACACGAUGGAGAGCUAUGAGGAUGCCGGUGUCAAGGUCUCGUAUAUUCCGCUGAGUCCGCCUUUGGAUAUGCAGAAGGAGAAGAAUGGGCGACGAAGCGACGGGCGAAUGAAGCGGAAUUCCGAAGUCGACGUCGCAUUUUUGGUGGAAUUGAAGCCGCCGCCUCGUCGAGUCGAUCCGCUGAAAUUGAUGGAGAAAAAGGUGCCGAAAGGCCCAUUGAUUGGGAAGCUGAAAAUGGGUGAAACGGUGACGUUGCCCGAUGGGCGGACCAUCGAACCCGGCGAGAUUCUGUCGGACGCUCAAACCGGAACCGAAUUGCCGAUUGUGCUGGUGGCUGAAUGCGAUAGCGAGGAGCACGCGAAGGCUUUGCUCGAAUCAACCGCAAUUCAGGCGAUUCUGAGCGGCGAAAAACAUUUGGAUUAUUUCGUCCAUCUGAGCAGCGACAAAGUGACAUCGAGCGAAUCGUACAAGAAGCUUCUCUCGGCGAUCGACGCCGGAAACGAGGUGUCGAAGCGAAAAACGCGACAUUUGCUGGUGAACGAGACGAAUCCGUGGAUUCCGUCGGUCGAGAGCGUCUACAAGCACACGAAAUUGUUGAAUCACAUCGCGCCGCGACUGUUUCCCAACCUUCAUCCGCUCGAAUGGAGCGGACUCGUCGCACAGAACGACGAAUUGAGCGUCGAUGAUGGGCGAUUCGUGCGCGUCGCGCCGCUUCAACGAUUCUGGAUGAGGCGACCCGCUUAUUUUCAAGAAGAGCCCAUCAUAAUGGAUUUGAGGGAUGUCGAGAUGAAUUUCAGCGAGAGCGCUCAAAAAUUGAUUGGCGAUUUUCAGAAUGAGCAAUCGCUCGUGGAGCCGACGUGCGAAUAUCCGAUUGUAACAUUCCUUGGGACCUCGUCAGCGGUACCAUCGAAAUACCGAAAUGUGACGGGCUAUUUGAUCGAAGCGUCGAAACAAAGCGCGUUUCUUUUGGAUGUUGGCGAAGGAACCUACGGGCAAAUGAGGGCCAUAUUUGGAGAGGAACAAUGCAAAAAUAUGUUGACGAAUUUGCACUGUGUCAUGAUUACUCAUGCUCAUCAGGAUCACAUGAACGGGCUUUAUACGAUUAUUUAUCGAAGGAAAGAAGCUUUUGAGGAAUUGGGACUCCCAUACAAACCGCUGAUAUUGGUGUGCAAUCGAAAUGUGAUGAAGCCGUUGAAGACGUACUCGAUAUGCUUCGAGAACAUCGAAUCGCUCAUCGAGCUCGUCGACAUCUCGCGCCAUCCGAUCACGCCGCCGUCGAGUCCCAACGGAGCAUCAGCUAGCAAACGGCCGAGAUUGCCGAGUCCGCAUUUGCCGCCGGCGCGAAAUAUCCUCGCGCAGAUAUCGCAUGAUAUGACCAAAUAUGGGCUCACCGAGCUCAAAGCAGUACAGGUUCAUCACACCCGAAUGGCGAACGGCUACGUGUUGGGUGUCGCCGGAAAACGGCUCGUGUUUUCCGGCGACACGAAACCGUGCGAUUUGCUGUGCGACGAGGGCAAAAAUGCGGAUUUGCUCGUUCACGAGGCCACAUUCGAAGAUGGACACGAGGCGGAUGCGCUCAAAAAACGCCAUUCGACAAUGGGCCAGGCGGUCGACGUCGGGCAGAAAAUGAGCGCGCGACACGUGAUUCUGACGCAUUUCAGCGCGCGCUAUCCGAAAGUGCCGGUGUUGCCGGAAUAUCUCGACGAGAAGCGCGUCGGUGUCGCGAUGGACAUGCUUCGAGUCCGAUUCGACCAUUUGCACCUUCUUCACAAGCUCAUUCCCAUUUAUAGAGAGAUUUUCGUUGAAGAGUUAUUUGAAUUGACGGUUCGAAAAGAGCAGCGAAUGUUCAAAGAGCAGGAAUUGGAGAAGAAACGAGCCCUUGUUACUCAUUAA
Messenger RNA from Caenorhabditis bovis, 2517 nucleotides. NCBI's taxonomy places the organism in Eukaryota, Metazoa, Nematoda, Chromadorea, Rhabditida, Rhabditidae. The record is from the annotation of a GenBank genome assembly.